CGUGUGUGUCUGUGUUGUUGUUCGGCGGCAGCGGCGGCGGCGGUAAGAUGGCUGCCCACGGGGGCUCCACGGCGUCCUCGGCGCUGAAGGGGUUAAUUCAGCAGUUCACGGCCAUCACCGGGGCAAGCGAAAGUGUAGGGAAGCAUAUGCUUGAAGCCUGCAACAAUAAUCUGGAGAUGGCAGUCACUAUGUUUUUGGAUGGUGGAGGAAUCGCUGAAGAGCCCAGUACCAGUUCAGCAAGUGUCUCCACUGUCAGACCACAUGCAGAAGAAGAAGUUCGGGCUCCAAUUCCUCAAAAGCAGGAAAUAUUGGUGGAACCAGAACCCUUGUUUGGUGCUCCUAAAAGACGACGGCCUGCACGUUCAAUAUUUGAUGGUUUCCGGGAUUUUCAAACUGAAACUAUUCGGCAAGAACAGGAAUUAAGAAAUGGAGGAGCAAUAGAUAAGAAACUAACUACCCUUGCAGAUCUAUUCCGGCCACCCAUUGACUUGAUGCAUAAAGGCAGCUUUGAAACAGCCAAAGAGUGUGGCCAGAUGCAGAAUAAGUGGCUGAUGAUAAACAUUCAAAAUGUGCAAGACUUUGCAUGCCAGUGCCUCAACCGUGAUGUUUGGAGCAAUGACGCUGUGAAGAAUAUUAUCCGGGAACAUUUCAUUUUCUGGCAGGUUUAUCAUGACAGCGAAGAAGGUCAGAGAUACAUCCAGUUUUAUAAGCUAGGAGAUUUCCCCUAUGUUUCUAUCUUGGACCCACGAACAGGCCAGAAGCUAGUAGAGUGGCAUCAGUUAGAUGUAUCUUCUUUCUUGGACCAAGUGACAGGAUUCCUGGGUGAACAUGGGCAACUGGAUGGACUUUCCAGCAGUCCCCCCAAAAAAUGUGCCCGCUCAGAGAGCCUUAUAGAUGCUAGUGAAGACAGCCAGCUAGAAGCUGCCAUCAGAGCCUCCUUGCAAGAGACACAUUUUGAUUCAACACAGACAAAACAGGAUAGUCGCUCAGAUGAAGAAUCUGAAUCUGAACUUUUUUCUGGCAGUGAGGAGUUUAUAUCCGUUUGUGGUUCCGAUGAAGAAGAGGAGGUAGAGAGUCUUGCCAAGUCCAGAAAGUCUCCCCAUAAAGAUUUGGGGCAUAGAAAAGAGGAUAACAGAAGGCUACUGACUGAGUCUCAAGGCAGGACUGAGCCUGGAACAACCACGAACCAUCAAGGAUUGCCAGGCAUGGAUUCAGAAAUAGUGGAGAUGUCACCUGAAAAAUCAGAUGGAAUAGUGGAGGGGAUAGAUGUAAAUGGACCAAAAGCACAGCUGAUGUUGCGGUAUCCAGAUGGCAAAAGGGAACAGAUCACUCUCCCAGAGCAAGCUAAAUUGCUAGCUUUGGUGAAGCAUGUCCAGUCUAAAGGUUAUCCAAAUGAACGUUUUGAACUUCUCACCAACUUCCCUCGAAGGAAACUGUCUCACCUGGACUAUGAUAUUACAUUACAAGAGGCAGGCCUCUGUCCUCAGGAGACUGUCUUUGUACAGGAAAGAAAUUAACACCAUGGCCUGACCUCUCUCAGCUUACCCCUUUUUUCCCUUUUCCUGUGAGAUACCAUGUCACUGGGUAUGCAUUUUGGCUCAAAGGACCAUAGAGCCAAAAUUGGGCAAGCAAGUCACCUGCCUUCUCUUUUAUUUCUUGCUCUUCUAUAAUCGGUCUGUUUUUUCUUUCUCCUCCCCCCCCCCUUUCUUUCCUCUCUCUUCUGUUUUCCUCUUUUUCUGGCUUUUCUUUGUUCCUUUCUCUCUUUCUUACCUAAUCUGGUGACCAAAUGGAAGUAUAAAGAUAAGAUUUCUUCUAGAACUGGCAGCAGAAAAUGUGUGUUUCAAGAAAUGGUCUCUUGCACAGCACUUUUUGGGGAUCAAAUAGUAUGUUACUCCUCAGACUUCUUUGGCAAAGGAAUGGCUAAAUUCAGAAUAAGAACCGUCUCCCUUUUUCGUGAGUCCCAUUUUUAGAAGGAAGAAAACAUUCUCUAACACAUUUCAUUUCGUUCUGUUUUGUUUUUAUGUAGGAAGUAUCACGUAACAAAGUGUCCAGACUUUUGUUUACAUGGACAAAGCUCCCCUUAUAAGUAUUGCUUAUCAUAUUAAAAUACUUUUUACCCCCCAAAGGAUUUCCUCCCUUCCAGCUCCAAGAUUUCCAUGAUACGUAUUAUUGACAAAAUGAGUGUUAAAUGUAGGGUGAGUAGUAUGGGGUAGCUUUCAGUGUCCUAGCCUGAGACAGCUUCCUUCAUUAUUAACUAUAAACUAUAUUGAUCCUGCUAGCCCUGGAAUGGACAUUUAGUGAGCAAAUUGUGGUAACUGGGACAGGAAGGCAUUUGCUGUGUUUUUCCAGUACCAAGGCAGUUGUUCAAUAAUCAUGCAGUAAAAUAGCUUGUAAUUGUAACCUCUGUGGUUAUUGAUUGUCCUAUGUGUUUUUGGGCAUACUUAUGUAUGUCCCAGGGGAAAAAGAAAAAGAUGCAGCUGAGAGUUGCUAACCAUGUACUUUGGUUAAAAAUGAUGAUUCAUUUUGAACCCUGGUUAGAAUAGUCUUUAAAAGGCUCUGGUGACUAAUGAGCUUUUAUCCUCAUGCUGUUUUCUUGCAAAAGAUAUCAAAAACGAAAGACUCCCUAAGGGGAAGACCUUUAAACUCAAUUCAUAAGACACCAUUUAGUAAGUGGGAGGAGGGGAUUAGCAGUAAUUUUCAGAUGUUGUGGGCUUUUUCUGCCAACAAAAGCCACUUUCAAAUUGUAGUUGGUGAAAGCUUUUUCAGUGUUAUUUAGAAGAGACCAUCUUGAAUCUGUAUAAUAGUGUUUGCUUAGCUUCACUAUAUGCUCAAUUCUCAUUUAGAACUUCAAACAGAAUCUCUAAAGGAAUUGUAAUGAUUCUAGUGGCAAAAUCGGAACUUUAACUCAUGAAACUGUAAUAUAGAAAGGACCUAUUUUGUCAGUUGGGGAGUUGGAUUGAUUCUUCUACUUGAGGAACAUAAAUUGCUCUUGCUCAGAGACCUGUACAUUCCCAUCUACUCUCUUGGCAAUUAGAGGGUUAAAAAGAAGAUGUAUAUCUGUUGCUAGUACACAAUUAUAGAAUAUGGUUUCUAAUGGUUGGCUUUUGAGGGACCCUCCCUAAAGAAUGAGUUAUGUAUCUCCUCUAGGAAAUCAUGGAAAAUUCUGUUUAUUCUUCAGUGAGUCCUUAUGAAUUAAUGUUCUUACCUUUUUCUAAGUCUGUGUAAGUGCUUAUGUAUAAGUAUAUAAUUGUAUAAAUAUUUAUAAAUAUAUUUAUAUAAUUACAAUGUCAUUUAUACCUUGAGUGGAAGUUCUCUCUUUAGAUUGGUGACUGGGUAAUAGCCCUCAAGGCUUAACUAGAAGCUUCUGAUUUAUUGAGGAAACAUAGAUUUUAUGGUAAUUCUCAGUUGUAUCUCUGACCUUGGAUAGAUACUUGCUUUCUGAAGAAUACUAUCAGUGGUGCAUUAGGGGGUAAAAUAUUGUUGGUAGUAAACAAAAGCAGGGGUCAGAAAUCUAAAAAUUCAGGGAGGCACAGGGUAAGAAGGCAUAUGCUCAGCUUUGGUGCUGUGAUAGCACCCAUCUCCACUCCCAGCAAAGUCACAGCUAAAGCCCACAUCUGUCAAAAAUGUGAAGUCAAGAAUUUUCCCUAUAGGAUUCUGUUUCAUCUUCUUACCUAUUAACUUCUGUUUAUAAAUAUUCAGAGAGCCAGAGACACAUGUUGUUUGAUGAUAGGGUAUAGUUCUUUUUGAUAAGUUCAGCCCUGGCAUAUCCAUUUAUGAGAAACCAAAGUGAAUUUUUCAACUUGGAUUACUCUGAGAUGACCAAGUAUAUAUAUGUAUGUGUAUAUAUAGAAAGUGAUUUAAGCAUAUAAAAGAGACAGGACAUGUGACAUUCAUCUAACUUAGAUAUAAUGGGGUGUUCAUAGUAAAGGGUGUAGAAGAUUUUAUUUUAUUUUGAGGCAGGAGUAAAAUUAUCCUGAAGUUGAUAGAGAAGACCAUGUGAGAUAGAUGUACAUGGUAAGAGUGAAUAAGGAAUACUGCCUUGUUCAAGAACUUAAUCCACUUAGAAAAGAUUUAUCCUAGUUUGUCUCACUCCCGUUUGUCUCACUCCCUUUGCAAGUUCCGUUGCUCUUUGGGAAAGAGGUUUUAUUGAAUAGUUUGGAUGAGAUCAGUAAAAUUAGUUUUUAAAAAAAGUCCUUAUAGGUAUUGGGAAAAGCUUGAAAGAUCGUUCAAAAAAUGGGGAGGGAAAGAACAAGAUAGAGAUUGAGAAUAAAUGAAAAGAGACAAAGGGAGAUGAAAUGAAAACUGGCAGGACAAAAGUGAAGAGAAUACUUUUUAAAUUUGAUUCAGGAAAGAACCAGUGAAGAGAAAGAAUGGUGCCAAAUAAGGAAAAGAGCAGGGAACUGAUCUUGAGUAACUAAUACAUGCUAGGUACUUCAUAUGCAUUAUCUCCUUUAAUCUUCCUAAGAACCCUGCAAAAUGUGUUUUUCGUAUUUUAUAGUUAGAAAAGAAAAGUGAGGCUCAGAGAACUUGCUAUGGAUGUCACAGCUAGUAAGUGAAAGAAUCAAAAUUGGAAUCCAGAGUCCAUGCUCUUUUCACUCUGCCAUGCUGUAUUCUCUUACAGUGGGGGAAUAAUUUACUCAAAAGGUUAUCUUUCCAUUGUUUUAGCUCUGUAAAUUAUCAUUUGAUUUUAUGUAUUUAAAGCUAGGGAAAAGUUGAGAUAAAGCUUGUGGGAUUUACCACAUGCCUAUAAAUUCUUAUUUAUGCCAUUAUUUUGAGGGGCUAAUUAUUAAUUGCUUUUUUAAAAUGACACGCUGAUGAAAAUGUGAAAGGGAAAUAGCUAUAUGGCAUUAUUUGCCAAGAAUAAAUGGAAAGGAUGAAAAAGUUUUUAUCAAUUUUUGUAACCAUUUUUUUCAGAAAAGAUAAAACUAUCUUCUAUAUCCCAUCUCUACAAGAUUAUUGAACCCUGUAUGUGUAUGCUUUUAAAUCCUUUAUAAAAUUCUACUUCCUCGACUCUACAAGUCAACAGUUAUUUAUUGAGCCCUUAUUCAGAGUUGGAAAUGUUUUGAAAUCUUAAAUCUGGUUCUUGCCUGUUAUCCAGCUGGGGAAAUGUACUACUCAUGAGAUAAUUGGAGGACAUAUAAAUGCUUAUCUUUCUGGGGCUGAAUUAUAAUUACAGUAGAAAUUUAGAGUGGGGCAAGAAUAGUGUGGGUUUUAGUUAGGAAAGUCUUCAUCAAGAAAUGACUGGAAGGUGGCAGACACUAACUACUAGACUUAACGUAGGCCUUAAGUUGACCAAUAAGGCAUACCCAGUACCCAAGCAGGAAAGUAUUGAUCCUAGCACUAAAGAUUCUUGCCUACCAAGGAUCUCAGUUGGACACAGGGAAGAUACCAGUGGGAGCCACUUGCAACUGAAGAAAUGAAGGAAAAAUUUAAUUUCUUUAUCCAGCAGCAAACUAAAUGUAUAGUAUAUUACAUAUGAUAUGUGGAAAGGGCACUAUAUGUAGGCAUAGGUGCACGUAAGUAACAGCACUGCUGCUAAUUAAUUGUGUUAUCUUGGCAGGCCUCUUUUCUUCUGAGUCUCAAGUUCCUCAUCUAAAAAUGGAAAGAAUUGGACUAGAUCAGUAGUUUCAGUCCUUUCAAGUAAAAGGACUCAAAUUUAAAAUUUGCCUGGUGUAGGGUAGAGAAUUAAUAGAGUCCCUCAUGAUAGUAUUAAUCUUAUUAAUCCCAUAAAUGGAGAAAAUGUAAAUGUACAUAUGGAAUUGCAGACCUCUUGCAGUAACUCUAGGGACCCACAGAUUGUAAACCACUGAAUUGGAUUAUCUCUGAAAUCCUCCACUCUGAAAUUUUAUUUUUCCUUGUCUCCCCUUUAUAUAUUAUCCCUAUAGACAAUUUGUUUGCCUUUUUUCUGUAUUCAGGUAUCCUUUGCCCAGUUAACUUGAUCUAACCUCACUGUGAUGAUUGAAAUCUCCAAAAAGGAGAAUGUGCUAGUUAUUUCUAGAUCUUUUAAACACAAUUCAUUAAUUUUUAAAACGAACGCUGUGUUCCUAAUCAGUAUUGAGUAUGACUGAAAUUUAAUUAAUGAGAACCAAAUAUUUCACUGACACCAGAGUUAAAUUUUAUUCUAUAGGUGUGCUUAGAAACAGCAUUUUACUGGCUGGGCAGUUGUUGGAAGAUUGAAAAUAUUUCUUAUCCUAUAGAGUGUAUCUCCAUUGUAUCAUCUACCCUCGUCUUUUUUUGGAGGAGGAUGUGCCUUUCAUUCAGCUGCUCAGUAGCAAAUACCGGGAUGCAGGUUGAUGAAUAUGAGUAAGGUCUUAUAUAAAACCAAAUGAGAAUAGGAGGAACCAACUCUUAUGAUGAAUAUGGCAGUUUUCUGAUAACGCUAGCCUUGAUGAAUAGGCUACUUAAAGACAGCUGUGUCUAUGAAUAUUCAGCUUCAUCCUUGCUUAGCAUUUUAUUUAUUGUCUUGCUGUGAAAACCUUAAUAUUACAUGGAACAUAUUUUAGAAUAUUGGCAACAAUGUUCUUUAGUCCUGAAAAUAACCAAGGAAGAAUAUCAUACCAAUAUGUUGAUUUCUCCUUUUAAGAAGCGAUUUUGGCAUUUCAGUGACGAUUAUUUUGGUCUUUGACUCACCUAUGUGUUAAUAUUACUAGAGAGACAAAUUAGAAUCAAGAGUGUUUUUCCAGAAAUUUUGAUAGGUUAGUUAGUUUUCCCAUUAACUGAACUCACGUGGUUACAUUAUUGGAUGUGAUGAAGACAAUCUUAUUAGAAAAUCUUUUAAUCCUACUUUCUCUUCUCAUUUCUCUAGUCUCGAUCUUUGGCAUCCAUUCUCUGCAAGUUAAUCAUUUUUAACAUAAUUGGCAUUUAAGGAAUUCCAUAUUUAAAUGUGUACCACAUUGCAUUUUUUAUAAAGUAGUAUACAAGGGAAGAAUUUGAGGCAAAAAAACACAAAAUCUCCUUAUAGCUCAUUUUCUCUCUUAAGGAGAAUUCUCUCAUUCCAAAUAGAGAAUGGCUAGCUCAGUGAUACCCCUACCCCUUUUCGAUGUACAGAAUGCUACUGAAUUGCUUAGAAUUUCAGUUUUCUUAAAAAUCUGUUUUGGUACAAGCCUUUGUUUGCCUGAUGAUCUCAAAAUAAACUUGGGCAAUCCAGUGUGAACUGCUUUAAUAAAACAUGAUUUAGCAUUUCUGUAAUGAGGUAUUUCUUGAAAAAUGUCCAGAUUCACUUAAUGGUUAGAGUUGCAAAUACCAAUGGUAGUAUUUUGCCUAAGAAUAACCACAUAUUAAUCUAUAAAUAUAAGUUGCUUUGGUUUAUUUAAUUCUUUGGCAACAAAAAGCAAGUUUUUGUUGUAUGUCUGAUGAUAUUUCCUCUAAAGAGAUCGAAAUCCUCUGAGAUUUUUAUAUCCUAUAUAAAGUCACUUGGAUUUUCAAAUAGGAAGAAUAGACAAGCUAAGCUGAAUUGAACAUAAGUAAUAUUUUAUCUCUAUCAAAAGAAGUUAAUAGUCUAACUGCACUACUAUGAAACAUUCAUAUAUUAGAUGUGAUAAAAUGGGAAAUAUUACAAAUCAUUUGAUAAAUUCUGGUCUGGAAUUACAUCCUCCCUUUCUUAAAAUCUUUUUAUUUUCUUUUUCAUAGACCCAAUAUGGGAGUCUUAACUGUUACAGGAGAGAUUGUUGAUGUGGAACCAUUCCCUGCUAUUCUCUUUUUCUCUAUCAGGGAAGAAGGCUUUAUAGUACAUGUUACCAGGAUCCAUUUCAAGUUAGUAUCGUUGGAAUGUUGAUGCUCAGUUGGAUAUCUUACUGUUUUAAACAAAAUUUUACAGUACAUUUUUCUCAAAGCUUCUGUGUUCUUAAUGGAAAAGAUCAAUUAAUUGGUGUGAUUCAAAAUAUAAAUAGGAUUGUGACACUAAUCAUAUGCUCUUAAUAGCUUAAUAAUUUAUUGCCCUCAUAUGGAGUGACUAUUGCCACCAGAAAAAUCCCUUUUUACCUGCUAACUAGAGUGAAAGUAGUACAUGACCUCCACUUUUCAGUUGAGUAGCAAGCUUGUAAUAGGGGUUGUUUGUCUUACCGUUUGGGAACUUGUGCCUUGUUACUUUCUUAGGUUUGUCCCUUAAGUUUAGAAAGACUUUAUAAAACACAGGAAAACGAGACAGUAAAGCUAUGAGUUAAUCCCCUAGUCUUAGAUGUAAAGAAACGAGUACCAGUUGGUGCUAACAUGAUAUGUAUUCUUUGAGGGACUUCCAUCCAAGCUUUGACGUGAAUCUGUUAGAUACAAUUCUUUACUCCUUUAAGAAUUUUUUGUUUCCAGAAUGGUUUUCCGUUUGAUUAUUAACAAAUUCUAAGCAUCUGGUGUCUUUUUUUUUUUUUUUUUAAGGAAAAAAAACAGAAAACAAACAAACAAACAAAACUUCAACCUCUUAAGAAGCAAAGUCCUUUUUCCAGUAGGUAUUGGCUGUUCCAUAGUAAUUCACUCACAGGAGUGUUUGUAGACUCUGCAUGCUUUGUAUGAGUUCAGUUUGAACAACGCGUUUUGAAUCAUCUGGGAUGCCCAGUCCUGGCAUGUCUUCACUAAUUGUGUUUAUAAACACUUACCAUGUCAUUUUCCAAACCUCACUUCCCAUCUUAUUCAGAGAGGUUAAUCAAGGAAUGAAAUUUGUUUGGGGAUGGGGAUGGGGGUGGGAUGGGGAUUUGAGAGAAGUCAACUUGGGGUGUUUGCUUUUAAAGUGUUUCUCAAGCAGUUCCUAACAGUAUUGAGAGAUUCCCUGGAAUGUUUGUGUACUCAGUUUAUUCUGGACAAAGUGGUGGUCUUUCUGAGAUUUGCAUUCUUAAUGCAGGACAGGCUCUAAAUUUAAUCUGUAGUGCAACUUUAACUGUUAUCAAAUUCAAGAAGAUGAUGGACAGAGACAGUGCUCCUAUUGUAGUGUUUCUGGCAAGUGUUCCCUAAGAUGCACAUAUAGAUCUGUUUUCUGGGCCUUUAAUCCCAUGGUGCUAGGAGAUACUUUUUUUUUUUUAAUUCAACUCUUCCCAAUAUCAGGAAGGCUUUUGGACAAGUAAGUAAUGGGUAGUUGGACCAUCCACCAAAUUCUUUAGUUCAGGACACACAAGAGACUCUCCUUUUGCCCAGUAAGUGAUAAUAAAGGUGCUAGGGAUAGCUUAAAUUCAAAGGCAUGUGGGGACACUAGAAAAUCUGAAUUUGUAGGAGGAGAAAAACCUGCCAUCAGGUAAAGCAGAGCUGUAACUGCUGGCUAAGACUCAGUGGAACUUCCACUUGCUCUAAAACCAGGGAAAUCUUAGAUAACUGGGUGUGAUAUAUCUAUAGAUAUGUUUAGUCUAUAGGUAAAUACUUUCUAAAUUGAGGAUCUCUUUCUCUGUUGGUGAUCCUCUAGUUUUGGCUGUACCAAAUUGUGGAUAUUCUUGCUGUAUUGUACCCGGUUGCUUUAUACUGAUACUGCAACUUGAAUUGGG
Messenger RNA from Choloepus didactylus (southern two-toed sloth), 9458 nucleotides. It is a transcript of the gene UBXN7, whose product is annotated as UBX domain protein 7. The transcript has 11 exons. Gene Ontology annotation, biological process: proteasome-mediated ubiquitin-dependent protein catabolic process. Gene Ontology annotation, molecular function: ubiquitin binding. Lineage: Eukaryota; Metazoa; Chordata; Mammalia; Pilosa; Megalonychidae. The coding region runs from base 48 to 1517 and encodes 489 amino acids. Gene Ontology annotation, cellular component: nucleus. The record is from RefSeq and is a predicted model, not a curated record.